UGGCGACUCUGUGACAAUGUGGAGAAAUCAUGUCAGAAAAUGCAGUUUGUCCUGGGGCUGUCAAUGCUGUGAAGGAAGUUUGGGAAGAAAGAAUAAAGAAACACAAUGAAGACCUGAAGCGAGAGAAGGAAUUUCAACAGAAGCUAGUGAGGAUCUGGGAAGAACGAGUAAGCUUAACCAAGCUAAAAGAAAAAGUCAUCAGGGAAGAUGGAAGAGUCAUUUUGAAAAUAGAAAAAGAAGAAUGGAAGACCCUCCCUUCUUCUCUACUAAAACUGCGUCAGCUACAGGCAUGGCAACUUCAUAGAACUGGUUUACUGAAAAUUCCUGAAUUCAUUGGAAGAUUCCAGAACCUCAUUGUAUUAGAUUUAUCUCGAAACACAAUUUCAGAGAUACCUCAAGGAAUUGGACUGCUCACUAAACUUCAAGAGCUGAUUCUUAGUUACAACAAAAUCAAGACUGUCCCCAGGGAACUAAGUCAUUGUGCCAGCUUGGAGAAACUAGAACUUGCUGUAAACAGAGACAUCUGUGAUCUUCCACAAGAGCUCAGCAAUUUGUUAAAGCUUACGCACCUUGAUUUGAGUAUGAACAACUUUACUAUAAUCCCUCUGGCGGUGUUGAACAUGCCUGCUCUUGAAUGGCUUGACCUGGGAAGCAACAGACUUGCACAACUUCCUGAUACUAUAGAAAGAAUGCAGAGUCUACAUACAUUAUGGCUACAACGGAAUGAAAUAACAUGCUUGCCAGAAACAAUCAGCAAUAUGAAAAAUCUGGGUACUCUUGUUCUCAGCAACAAUAAACUGCAAGAUAUUCCAGUGUGCAUGGAAGAGAUGACCAAUCUGAGGUUUGUCAACUUCAGAGACAACCCAUUGAAAGUGGAAGUAACACUUCCUCCCAGUGAAAGCACAGCAGAAGAGGAACAGGAAUUAUUUGGCCUUCAAUUUAUGCACGCAUAUAUACAAGAGUCCCGGAGAAGAGCAGAUAACCAACUCAACUGUUCAACUACUUUACCAAUCUCUAUAAAUACUGAUGGAUAA
Molecule: messenger RNA, 1034 nt
Organism: Neogale vison (American mink)
Lineage: Eukaryota; Metazoa; Chordata; Mammalia; Carnivora; Mustelidae
Gene: LRRC39
Product: leucine rich repeat containing 39
Exons: 8
Coding region: 30-1034 (334 amino acids)
Molecular function (GO): protein binding
Source: RefSeq, a predicted model, not a curated record